Messenger RNA from Pectinophora gossypiella (pink bollworm), 1987 nucleotides. Its product is annotated as lebercilin-like protein. Lineage: Eukaryota; Metazoa; Arthropoda; Insecta; Lepidoptera; Gelechiidae. The record is from RefSeq and is a predicted model, not a curated record. Gene Ontology annotation, cellular component: axoneme. The coding region runs from base 1 to 1875 and encodes 624 amino acids. Gene Ontology annotation, biological process: intraciliary transport. The transcript has 7 exons.
AUGUCAGUGCUAAGUCUGAUUCCUGAGGAUAAAAAGAAGGAUAUAAGGAAAGAAUCCCUGGAAAGCGUAUACAGCAGCAACUCUCGCCUGAACUUGCUGAACAAGCGCAAGCGCGCGAGUCCUCUCGCGGAUAUGUCUGGCGGCACGAAGGGCGACCGCUAUGUGGCACAGCGCGUGCUCUCGGCGAAGGCCCACCGGGUGAAGCAGCUGCAGAACCAACUCGCUGAUGCACAUUAUCAUUUACAGGAGCUCAGCAAUGAAAAUCGCGUGCUCCGGGCCAUGCAAAAGAAGCAAGAGAUUGCUUUGCAAAGAUAUGAGAACUCAAACGCCGAGUUGCCGUCAGUACUGAACUCCCACAACGAGGAGAUGAGAAUCCAGCAGACAAAGUACAAACAACUGAAGUCGCAGUUUAAGGAAGUGUCACAGAAGCUCAAGGAACGGGACAUGCAGUAUCAGCAGUUGAAAGAUGAACACACACACCUGCUAGAGCUAAGCAGGGAUAGGAAUCUUCUAGAACGCGAGAAGCUUCAACAGCAAGUGACUGAGUUGACUACUAAAGUGCAAGCGCAGAAUGAGACCAUAGCAAUGUUGCAGCGUCGCAUAGUUCUAGAAGCAAAGAACUUCAAACACCAACUACAGAAUGAAAUCAACAAACAUAAGGACACUAGACAUGAUUUGGAUAUGGCUAUAAGCAAUGCGGAUAAGCUGUCUACUAUUAUUGAGAUGAAAGAAAAAAUGAUCAGCACUGCCGCUUGUCGUAACAUAAAGUCGCCAACUAAAACUGCGUCGACUGUGAAUGUAACCCGACCUGUGAGUAAGAGCAAAAGCGGGAACGAUAUCGUCAGCAGCAGAGCAAUGACGAGCAGCAAUGAUGAGCGGUCUGAGAGGUCUGCCUUUAGUAAUGUAAGUUUAUCCAGACUGUGCGAGAAUUCCCGCAAUAUCACCAGUGCUCUAUCCCACGACGAAGAGACCUCUUCCUCCAUAGAACCUCGAUCCCGCUACGUCAGGAGUCGUAACAGCACCAACAGCACGCGUUCUACCCCAAACCCUAGAAAGAACUCCAAAGGAUCCGAUGAAAUGAUUGAACUUGCUAAAACUGUCCAAGACGGCAUGGCUGACUUGACAAUAUUUGACGAACUUGACAAAAAUCCUUCUCCUGAUGAAAUGCAAAAGAAAAUUGAAAUCAUGAAACAAGAUUUAAUGAAUAAAAUUAAAAAUGACGAAGCUCCGUCACGAAAAUCUAGUUUCAUUAGAAGACAGUCGACUGAGGAAUCUGUUGAAGAGCAAAUCGUUGAAGAGAAAGAAGAUGUUCUUAUUGAAAGACCUAAAUCUAGAGGCCGUAGAGGAUCUUCAGUAUCAUUUUAUGAAAAUACAGUUAUUGAAGAAACUACUACAACAGUUGCUAUAAACGAUUACACAGGUGAUGAAAUAGAAAGAGUGGAGAAAGUAACGAAAAUAGAGAAACCUAGAACACGAGAAAACAGUGCUAGCGAAAGAAAGUUAAGUUGCGGUAAACCGUUGGACAAAUAUUGCAAAGACAUCAUUCAAGAUAUAGAGAAAAGUAGCAGAGUUAUAGACAAACAUAUGCGGCAGUUCAACCACUCCAAAUUUGAGAGUGAUAAACUAGUAGAAUCUUUGCAGGUUGUGGAUAAAAUUAAUGAAUUCGUUAAUUCUAACGGCGAGAUUCCAGAAGAAACUUUGCAAGAACUUAAUAAUAACUUUAAAAUGUUGACUGAUAAUGUUUUUACUGAACCUACUGUAACUAGAAAGAGGUCUAUUUCGGGCAGAAGGAACUCUAGAGAACCUAAGAACAUGUUAGAUGAUUCUUCUAUGAGCAAUCAGGAUUUACUAGACGAUCUUUUGGGAAGGAAAUGAUAAAACGUCACUGAAUGAAGUUUUGACCAAAUUUUUACCGUUCAGUCAUAGCUCAAGUAAUGUACUGUAAGCUAAUCUAGCUGAAAAAUUAGGAAUUUAGACUUAGCAGUUC